AUGGGGACGUAGCGGGCCAAGGGAAGGUAGGAUGUGCAGAGCGCAUGGCAGAGCGAGGGGAGCACUAAACUCAGAGCGAGGGGAGCACUAAACUCAGAGCGAGGGGAGCACAAAACACGGGGCAUGGGGAGCAUGGGGAGCACAGAACGCAGGGCAUGGGGAGCAUGGGGAGCACAGAACGCAGGGCAUGGGGAGCAUGGGGAGCACAGAACGCAGGGCAUGGGGAGCACAAAAUGCCAGGGCGCAAAAAUGCCGGGCAUGGGGAGCACAAACGGGAAGAAGACGGCGCAGGUCUUGGGGAGCACAAAUGCAAGGCAUGGGGAGCACCAAACACAGGGCAUGGGGAGCACAAAAUGCCGGGCAUGGGGAGCACAAAACACAGGGCAUGGGGAGCAUGGGGAGCACAGAACGCAGGGCAUGGGGAGCAUGGGGAGCACAGAACGCAGGGCAUGGGGAGCACAAAAUGCCGGAGCACAAAAAAGCCAGGCAUGGGGGAGCACAAAAUGCAGGGCAUGGGGAGCACAAGAUGCAGGGCAUGGGGCUUUUUCCAGCGGAGAUGGGCGAGGUGUGAAAUGCUCUGAUAUGGGGUAUAUGGCGGCCAAAAUAAGGGCCGACAAGGGAUGUGGAGGGAAGAGGAGGACAGGGCAGCUGGUGAAAAGGCCAGCUGAAGACAGGGCAGGGCGUGAUAAGAAGGGAUGAACGUGUCGAGGGUUACAGGAUUCGGGCUAAUAAUUACAAGCAGGAGAUGCUGAGGGAUCGGGAUUAAAGUACGGCUGGUUUAAAGGCCAGCUAAGAGCUCAGGAUGAUCUGGGCAUGAGGUGGUGAGCUGCCAAAGAAGGGCUAGUAGGAGCUGGAGAGUAGUAAAGUGGUGAAAGGGAGAGAGGAAUUAAGUAUUAUUAGGUUAAAUAAGAUAGAGAAAGGAAAUUAGAGAGGAGAGGAAUGGGCCACUUCUUCUGAACGAGAUGCUGGCGUAGGGAUUGGACCUAUGAUGAUGGGUUGAAAUACGGGUGUCAAAUGAAAUACUCCUAUGAAAAUAAAUAUGUGGAGUGGGCAAAAGUGAGGACAUGGCAUGGGGCAGGAGCACUAGCUUCUAUAAAGUAGACCAACCACCACCAGUGAAUUGAGCAGUGCUUAUUAGGCACUGAAGGAGCUUGAAUACAGGUUAAACGUGAUCUAAAAAGUUAAAUGAUAUAUAUAGAUUCUAGUAUCAAAUUUGCGAGAAUGCAGGGCCUUGGAGUAAAGGAUGAGCGUAAAGAGAGAGCUAAGACUGGAAAUGAGGAUGAGAAACUGAGGAACUAUAGGGAAAAAGAUUAAGGUGCAAGACGUGGAGAAAAGGAUGAUUUGUCUAGAAGCUGGAAUGGACUGAACGAAGGCUGGGAGAGCCAGCUUAUCAGCGAGGGUGUUAGAAUGACCAGAUCUUUAUUAAGCAGAGGUGAUUAAAUUGAUUAAUGGCAAUCUAGCACUUGUUAAAACGUGCCUUGCAAACUAACUUGGCUUGAAUCUGGCAUUGAUGUUGGAGGUUCUGUUCCUCCGGACGGGGCCGUGGCUUCAGUACAGCUUGGGAGUACUGGUAGUUUGGCUGACAGACCUGUAAUGAUGGCUUGCAGGUGCUUUAUAGCAAUGCCUCAGAAGCGGGACUGG
This is a messenger RNA of Gambusia affinis (western mosquitofish), 1641 nucleotides long. Its product is annotated as hornerin-like. Lineage: Eukaryota; Metazoa; Chordata; Actinopteri; Cyprinodontiformes; Poeciliidae. The transcript has 2 exons. The record is from RefSeq and is a predicted model, not a curated record. Bases 124 to 699 code for a protein of 191 amino acids.